UUAAAUUAAUUUCAAUUGCUUGUGAUUAAGUGUCCUUCGUAACAAAAUGGCAGAAAUCGGCCCCAUCCAAUACUUCAUCUGCGGGGGCUUCGGCGGCAUUUGCACCGUGGUGGUGGGCCACCCCCUGGACACCAUCAAGGUGCGCUUGCAAACCAUGCCCAUCCCCAAGCCGGGCGAGAAGCCCCUCUAUUCGGGCACCCUCGACUGCCUCAAAACCACCGUUCGCAACGAGGGCAUCCGCGGCUUGUACAAGGGCAUGGGGGCGCCAUUGCUGGGCGUAGCGCCCAUUUUCGCCAUUUCGUUCAUGGGCUACGGCGUCGGGAAGAAGAUUUUCGGACCGGGGGACGGCCAACACUACAGCUAUUUGCAAUAUUUCACGGCUGGGGCCUUCUCAGGGAUUUUCACCACGACGAUCAUGGCCCCCGGCGAGCGGAUCAAGUGCCUGCUGCAGAUACAGCAAGCCUCGACGGGGCCCAAGACCUACAGCGGCCCCGUGGACGUGGUCAAGAAGCUGUACAAGGAGGGGGGCAUCAGGAGCAUCUACAGGGGCUCGGGGGCCACGCUGCUUCGAGACAUUCCGGCCAGUGGCAUGUAUUUCCUGACUUACGAGGCGAUCAAAGACUACAUUACUGACCACGGGAAGGAGUCUCCGAGCAUUUUGGGGACGAUUUUUGCCGGCGGGGCUGCCGGGAUUGCGAACUGGGCUGUGGGUAUGCCCCCCGACGUGCUGAAAAGCCGCCUUCAGACCGCGCCUGAGGGAACGUACCCCAAUGGAAUUCGCGAUGUGUUUAAAAAACUGAUGCUGACUGAAGGGCCGGGGGCCCUGUACAAGGGCAUAACCCCGGUCUUGUUGCGUGCAUUCCCAGCCAAUGCCGCGUGUUUCGUUGGGUUUGAGCUAUGCAAGACCUUUUUGGCGUAUCUGUCAAAGGCGUCGCCUGUUUAAUUACACUCGAAGCGAGUAUUGACUGCAUUCUUGUCUACCGUUCUAGUUAGUUCAUUAUUUUGUUGUGGGAUGUUUUGUGUUCAAAGUUGCUAUUUUAUAAAAUGUUACUUGUGGUGAAUGCGCCACGAUAAGACGUGAUAUGAUUAAUAAAUAUAUUUUAAUAGUUUUCUAA
Messenger RNA from Tribolium castaneum (red flour beetle), 1115 nucleotides. RefSeq names its product congested-like trachea (gene colt). The record is from RefSeq and is a predicted model, not a curated record. Gene Ontology annotation, cellular component: mitochondrial envelope. Lineage: Eukaryota; Metazoa; Arthropoda; Insecta; Coleoptera; Tenebrionidae. Gene Ontology annotation, biological process: mitochondrial transport; carnitine transmembrane transport. Bases 47 to 943 code for a protein of 298 amino acids. The transcript is spliced from 4 exons. Gene Ontology annotation, molecular function: O-acyl-L-carnitine transmembrane transporter activity.